AUGAGUAGCUACACUGGUUCUGACUAUCGAAACGAUGAAGAGGAUGACUCGACUAGUCUCGUCAGGGAAGAGACUCCACGGCAAAGAAGAAGAAGAUCGGAUGGAGAUGGCGCCGAUGUUAGCCAGCCCACACUCUCUAAUCCCUAUUCUAAUCAAUAUCCCCCCUGGCUUGUACCGAGACACCAACCUCGGGGAAAUUUUUGGGAGCAAAUCGACGCUAGCGAACAACAAGCCGGGAAAUCACUCGUCCCAGGGCGAAGGCCAUGGGCUCCUAAUAUAGGGCAGCCGUACGACUUAGGUUCUAAAAGGCUCGAAGGCCCAGCCGCCACUGCCGCCGACCCUGUCGUCGCCGCGGGGGGCGAUCACGGUGUCAAGGCGGACCCCGAGCCUCCUCGGUCGACGUAUUUCCCGCACACCAGACCGGUGGCGGCGGGAGAGCCCGACAAGGGCCCUCCAGGAGAGCUUUUUGGGAAAAGGGAGAUCCCCGGUGCUGCUACCACGCGAGUCGAUCUUGUUCAUGAUCCAUCUCGGGCAAACAAGGACAUGUCGAUUAGCAUCGCACUGGAUGCCGAAGAGGACUGGGAUGAUGACCUGGAAGAGUUCUGUCGUCUGAGAAGGCUCGGCCUGAUUAAAGAAGCAAAGGAACAGUUUUGGUCGGCACUGGGGCACGUCAAUACCAUGCCCUAUAUCCGGGUCCAGUAUGCAGAGAUGCUCCAGACAUCCGGGGACUUCAAAGGCUUCCAGGAUCUCGACGUCCUCCCGGAGUUUCCCCCAGGCCCGGCAGAGGAAACCCCCGAUGAUCGCAACCGUGGCAAGCUGGUCGCCAAUCAUGCGCUCCUCGACCUUCUCUCACAACGACCUACCGACGACUACCUGACUUCUGCAUGGAGGCUUGUACGCCGUACCCUGAAAGCUCUCGCCACAGAAUCAACGGUCGGCUCUACAGAAAUCCAACUGAUUGUUUUGUGCCUCCGCGUCCUGGACUACCUGAAAACCUGCACCCAUGAGACCGUCGUUGGGCCGGCCAUAGUCUACGCAAGCCGGCUGUUUAACUGGCGAAAGCUCUACCACGACCUUGUCGGCGAAAGUUGCGUCUGGGAUUUCAAGGAUCUCUUCUUUGCGUCAGUCUCAACCUUUGGCUGGCAAGAGACGCUGGUGCAGUUUUUCGAAACGGCUUAUUUCCCCCGCGCACUGGACUCUAUCAUCCAAGACUGGACCCGUCCCUUUUACGACGAAGCGUCUUCAAUGGGCCUCCUCGACUUGUUCACUUCCCUGAUCCUCAAGGACCAUGGCAACAACAUGAAGGCCCGUAACACAUUGUUGCUUCAUCAUGCCAAGACCAUGGCAGAAUCUGCGGAACACAAUGACCCGGAGCUCAUGAAGACCAGGCCGUUCGUUCAGUGGUUGCUGGCCAAGUCCGUGAUCGAAAUGGGCGAUCCCCCGGAACGACCAGAUGGGGUGCGCAUGGAGCACUUCAACGGGCUGAAGCUCAACCAGGGAGGCGGUGUCAAUUUGCCAAUAUACGUCCCAAGCCGGCACACCAGGAAACCUGACUGGGAUAUGUUUUUCUCACGAUCCACACCCGCACAACGACGUGUUGUCGAGGUCGCUGUCAGGGCGGCGGAACAGCUUGGCGAUUACAACCUACAGGCUGAGGCCUUGAAACUACUUAUCCUUCAGUCUCAGGAUCCGAAACAAUGGAUGGCUGCGCUUGCGCAACUCCAACUAGAAACCCAAGGAGACAAGGAGGGCUACCUUACAACAUGUCUGUCCAGAUACCUGAUUGCCACCGACCCAGCGGAGGAAGCAACCCUUCUCAAAGACCUCGAGAAGCCCGGCGGACCAGGAAAUGCACUCUACUUCGAGCAGUGCGAGAACGCAUCCUUGACCUGGGCUUGGAGCAUGGUCCGGGUGCUCCUCACGACGGCACAUGGCGAUGAUAGUUCGAUUGCUACCGGCGCCACGGAGCCGUCGCCAUUCUUAACUCAGGGUUUCAGCCUGGACGGCUCAAAACUACCGCCCUAUGUUGCAGAAUUCGCUCGCGUAGAACUCGGUAUGCUCGUUUCAGAAUCCAUGAGCCCGUUGUCUUUGGCCGAUCUCGACUCAACAAGUGCAGCACUGAAUGGACCGGCCGGGCUGGAUGGUGACCCUGCAACUGCGGAUCACGCACCGCUUCUCUUGGUUCCCGUCCCGCCCUCCGCACCGCCUCCAUGGGACCCCUGGAACUACUACAACGACCAACAACCAAACCCUCUGGCGCAGGGCGUAACGCCGGCCCUGGAAGUGAAGGGCUGGCCGAAGACGUGGUAUGAGGAUGCCAAACAAUACGGGCCGAGUAUACCACAGCGCCUCGUAGAGAGCACGGAAUUGGAGUCGGAUUCGGACGACUGGGACUCGAAUAUCACUGGAAGGAACCGGAGGAUUUCCGUACCGUCGCCGGGCUCGGGGUUGGAGGCCGGUCGUCGGGUAUUCAGCAAGCCUCAAAAGUCUAGAUUUAUACAGACGUUCUGGGAGAGAGACAGGUCAAGGGAGAGGGACUGGUUGAGGUUUAAGGAAGAAGAGCGUAUGGACAAGCGGUUGGGCGACGACAAGAAGCUAAGCGGCAUUAGAUUGGAGCGUUGGCGGGGAGAGAAAGAGACGUACGAGGGAGCACGGGGCCGAGCGGUAGUCGAGGACGGCUCAAAUGACGCCAAACGCGAACGGAAUGGGGUCAAAACGGCACAAAAGACUACCUUCAGUAAAGGCAACGGGGGGCAAAAGACAAGAGGAUGGCGUACACCACCCGCACCACCUCCACGCUCUCUCCACAAUCCACACUUCACAAGUGAAUUCAGAGACCGCCAAGAAGAAGAAAGUAUCUCGACAGAGCUUGAUAGUAGGGAUGGCGGGUAUGUCAGUGGUGAGCCUGAUGGCUCGGGACAGGGCAUGCGCAUCACCAUGAAGGACGGGGUGACAAAGCUCUACUUCCCUAGCAGCCAUCCAGACGGCAGCGGAACGACAAUGGUGUUUAACGGCAAACACCAACGCAGAUCUAACGUCCGCGUUGUAGGAAAGGAUGGUUCUCAUGUCUCCGUUGCAGGAAAGGAUAGUGACUCUGAGACCAUCGCGCCGCAUCGCAUUCGGCGUCCCCGGCCUGACCGAAGGAAAUCAGAGUCCAUUACAAGGACAGUUCCGAUCGCGAUGGGCUCGUCAAGCGAGUCCGGCAUCGGCCGGGGAUGGUACAAAUCCAAAAAGGAGAAGCAGGUCAGAUUCAAUGAGCGACAAAAAUCUCCUUAUGCCGCCGAAGUCAAAACGGAAGAUGAAGCCGACCGUCAAGAAGAAAGAGAGUAUGGCGAAACAGACCCGCUCACACCACCGCCGCCACCACCACCACCGCCAACGUCGUCGGAACCGAAACCGGGCCCAGAGCUUGCGAACGCCGUUGUCAACGAUACACAACCUCCCACCACCAAGGAGGAGAAAAGUCAGACGGCGACUGCAACGGCGAUAACGGCUGUGCAAGCCGGCGCGUCAACGCUACCAGUAGCGGCAGCAGAGUCGAGACCGAAACCCGCGACAAAACUGGCAGCGGAACCAGCAACGGAACCAACAGCAGAGCCUGAAGCGCCGCUCCCGCCAACGAUAACAUGGACUGAGCCAGCAACGGCGCCAGCGGAACCAACAGCUACUGCAACCACGCAACAGACAGAGCCCGAGGACCCAUGGGCCGAUUUCUGGACAGCCAACGCCGCCUCCAAGAAGAAGAAAAGCCGGGGGACUCGGUCAAAGGCGAAGCUAAAACCAAAGCUCGCCACUGCCGACGAUGACGAUGACAUGUUGUGGGCCCCGUUCUACAAAGACAGCGGGUCCAACAAACAGCCGGCGCAAGAUCCCAACAACGAGACCGCAGCGGAACUCCCGGCCCCGGAAACAGAACCGCAACCGAUCCCCGCCUCAGACCCGGGCGCAUCCACAACGGCCGCACAACAACAACAGCCGGCCACCGUAACAGGUUGGGACACGGCGGCGAACGCCAGCGGGUGGGGCUCGACCUGGGACUGGGGGUGGCCGACCGACACUGCGGCGUCAGCCUGGGAGCGGAUGCCGGCGGUGGGAGACGGGGAUGUGACGGCGGUGGUGGAUGAGGGGGCGGAGGUGGUGGAUGAGAGAGCGGAGUCGGAGUUGGUUGUAGGGGAGGGUAAAAGUGGGGAGAUAGUGAAGAUGAUACAGGAGGAAGGGGUUCAGGAGGGGGAGGCGGGGAGGGUUGAGGAGGGGGAAAGGGCUCGGGUAGAGGAGUUGGUGCGGCAGGAAGAGUCCUUGCUGGAGGAGGAGGAGUCUUUGCAGGAGGAGGACAAGCUGGAGGAGUUGAGGCGGGAGGAGAAAAGACGGCAGGAGGAAAGGCGGGGAGAGGAAAGACGGGAGGAGGAAAGGUGGGAGGGGGUCAGGCGAGAGACCGAGUCAUUGCGGGAGAAGUUGAGUCGGGAGGAGGAAAGGGUUCUGAAGAAGGCGGGGACUCGGAGAGAGGAGUCAACGCCGGUGCGGGAGAGGAUUCGGGAGCAAGAGGAGGCCGGGGGUUGGUUUGAUGAACUUGGGCGGCCUUUUAGUGAGACGUUAGUGGGGGAUGCCGGUGAGGUAGACCAGCAGGGCUGA
Molecule: messenger RNA, 4629 nt
Organism: Chaetomium globosum CBS 148.51
Lineage: Eukaryota; Fungi; Ascomycota; Sordariomycetes; Sordariales; Chaetomiaceae
Exons: 4
Coding region: 1-4629 (1542 amino acids)
Source: RefSeq, a predicted model, not a curated record